Molecule: messenger RNA, 1950 nt
Organism: Emericellopsis cladophorae
Lineage: Eukaryota; Fungi; Ascomycota; Sordariomycetes; Hypocreales; Bionectriaceae
Product: Protein kinase-like protein
Exons: 2
Coding region: 1-1950 (649 amino acids)
Biological process (GO): MAPK cascade; protein phosphorylation; cellular hyperosmotic response
Molecular function (GO): ATP binding; MAP kinase kinase activity
Source: RefSeq, a predicted model, not a curated record
AUGAGCGGCAAUACCUCACCACCGGUCACGCCGGACGAGUUCAACGAUGCAACUACACCGGGUUCCGAGACCGCAUCCGAUCGUAGCACGCCUCUCGACGAGGGCAUUCCAGAUAGCCCCAGCGAGUCUCACAAGCGAGUUCCUUCGCUUCCACCAUUGUCCGACCCACACAACAUGAACCCCAACUCAACUCCGUUGGGGAUAUUGGGUGCUGCUAGGAAGCCCGUCACGAGGCAGCAGUCUUCGUUUGCCGGCGGCGCUGGCCUAGAUAACAGUGCCAUGGCCAAGGCGAGAGCCUUACACCAACAGCGCAUGCAGAAGGGCUCUGCAGGCUCAGGGUCGCCGUCUGGUCCGUCGCCCACUGGAGGGCCAAAUGGGUUUCCUGGAAAACUCCAGAUGCCUGGUGGCAUAGCUGGCGGCAUGGCGGGUGGCAUGUCACGACCAGGUCCUGCCGCAGGAGCACAUCCCCAAUCGGCCCCCGUCUUGCCAAAGACCUCGCUCGGGGACAGGAGAGCCAAAGCCAUGGGAGGUGGCAUGAAAUUGUCGGACAUGAAUGGCGGCGGUGAUGGUGGUGCCGGUGGCUCUCCAUCCUCUGGUCGGAUGCGCCGUCCCAACGCGCCGUCAUUAUCAAGCAUGGGCGGCAGCCCAGAUCCAGCAGAGCAGAAUAAGCAGACCUCCAAGCUGGACGAUUUCAAAAAGUUCAUCGACGCGGACAAGGGCUGGAUCACCUUCGACGGCGCUGCCACCAUUACCCGCGAAGGUGUGAACUUUGCCAGCGGACAGACGUUCAAGAUCUCUCUCGACGAGGUUGAAAUUGUGAGCGAGCUUGGCAAGGGAAACUACGGAACAGUAUAUUUGGCACGGCACGCGAAGCCACGAGUGCCACGCUUCGGCCACGGUCUCUCAGGGGCGAAGCCUCCGAUGCCGCACACCGUUUCCGACACCGUGAUCCACCCUAAGGACGAUGGGACAACCGGACUGCCCAUGGCAAUGAAGGAAACUCGGCUCGAGUUGGACGAUGCGAAAUUCACGACGAUCCUCAAGGAAUUGGUCAUUUUGCACGAAUGUGUGUCCCCCUACAUCAUCGACUUUUACGGCGCCUUCUUCCAGGACGGCGCUGUGUACAUGUGUAUCGAGUACAUGGACGGAGGGUCUAUAGACAAGCUGUACGCUGGCGGCGUGCCGGAGAACAUUCUGCGCAAGAUCACGUAUGCUACUGUCAUGGGUCUCAAAUGCCUAAAGGAUGAACACAACAUCAUUCAUCGCGACGUAAAACCCACCAAUAUUCUGGCCAACACGCGCGGCCAGAUCAAGAUCUGCGACUUUGGUGUCAGUGGCAACCUCGUGGCCAGCAUAGCCAAAACGAACAUUGGUUGUCAGAGUUACAUGGCUCCCGAGCGCAUUUCUGGGGGUGGCAUGUCGGCGAGCGGAAACGCCGACGGGACAUAUAGCGUGCAAAGUGAUGUCUGGAGUCUGGGCCUGUCCAUCAUUGAGUGUGCCACGGGACAGUACCCGUACCCGCCCGAGGUGUCCUCGACCAUCUUCAGCCAGCUAAGCGUGGGCAUAUCCUCCUCCUCACCUCGUUCUGCUGCUAACAAAUCCAAGGACUUUGUCAAGGCCUGUCUGCACAAGGUUCCUAAGCAACGGCCCACGUACGCCAUGCUCUUGAAGCACCCUUGGCUCAAGGAGUUCAGUAAGCCCGAGACCAUUGUCGAGGAGGCAGAAGAGGGGGACGAGGCAGAAGAAGCAGCUCAGGCCGUGAGCAAGUUGAACAUGGGCUCUGGAACAGAAGACGAGGAAAUCGCCAUGUGGGUGAAGAGCAUCCUCACUGCGCAGGGGGACGGUCAGCAGGCGGCCUUGUCUGAGCGGCCAGCCUUGCAUGCUGCGCCGCUUGAUACCGUCAGCCCGAUGGCCAGCCCCCAGAUAGGUGCUGGGCCUGGCGAGGCUUAA